Molecule: messenger RNA, 657 nt
Organism: Lolium rigidum
Lineage: Eukaryota; Viridiplantae; Streptophyta; Magnoliopsida; Poales; Poaceae
Product: ORM1-like protein 3
Biological process (GO): intracellular sphingolipid homeostasis; negative regulation of ceramide biosynthetic process; ceramide metabolic process
Cellular component (GO): endoplasmic reticulum membrane
Source: RefSeq, a predicted model, not a curated record
UGAACAAGAACACCGAGUGGUUCAUGUACCCCGGGGUCUGGACCACCUACAUCCUGCUCCUCUUCUUCGCCUGGCUCCUCGUCCUCUCCGUCUCCGGCUGCUCUCCCGGGGCCGCAUGGACCACCGUCAACCUCGGCCACUUCGCCAUCACUUACCACUUCUUCCAUUGGAAGAAAGGAACUCCGUUUGCUGCUGAUGAUCAAGGCAUUUACAACAGAUUGACUUGGUGGGAGCAAAUUGACAAUGGGCAGCAGCUUACUCGUAAUAGGAAGUUCUUAACUGUGGUACCUGUUGUUCUGUAUCUGAUUGCGUCACACUUGACUGACUACAACCAGCCAAUGCUCUUCCUCAACACUGUAGCAGUUUUAGUGCUUGUCAUAGCUAAGAUGCCAAACAUGCACAAGGUCCGUAUAUUUGGUAUCAAUGCAGAUAUCUGAGGAACGCUGCAAGCACAAUCUGAACUUCAGCAGUGCAGAACAAUGGCAAGGCAGGAUGAUGCAACCGUAGUACUAUUGUGUGUAACAUCUGUAUAUAGGUUAAGAGCAAACUGUAAAUAUUAACUAGCACACGGGAUUCGGCUACAGAUUCCAGAGAACUCUUGGAAGUGUAGAAUGUAACUUCAAUAAAGAUGCUAAUAUGUGGAUGGAAACUUGCUCA